AUGGAAAUCGACAUCAAGGGCCUUUGCCGUCUGGAACAUGACCUGAAAGCCGGAGAAAUCAGCGCAGCGUCGCCUGUGGAACGAGACGCCAUGGUGAAUCUGCUCAAAUACCUUCAGAUCGAAACUGUACACCAGUUUGAGACAGCGUACGACCGUCGAUGCUUCGAGCUCGACAAGGAUGGAGGGUUAACAUGUCUUCGCAGCAUCGCCCCGAUUCGGUCGGCGGACCGCCAACAACCCAAAGUCUGCUUGGAGCUGCAAGACGGCGAUGAGGAAGCUCAACUAGCACGACAGCUCGUCCAAGACGUGGCCAACGACUUGGAAGGGUGCGAGCUUAAAUGCGUGGAAGUCAACUCGUCGGAAAGCCCAACUCGGAAGGCGAAAUCGUCCUAUGGCGGGAACGUCCGCAUGCUUUCGGACAUGACUCGUGUUUCCGUGAUCUGCGACAAACCCGAAGACCUCGCACGGGCUUUCUCAGAUAUCCUGGGACGUCUCCAGGUCAGAAACACACACAGGCUAGCAAACCGCCUCGAAUCUGAAGCUGGUGCCGACGGCUACCGAGAUGUGAAAGUGAACCCAGUUGUGAACGAGUAUGUAUGUGAGAUUCAGCGACAGCUCCGCCAGUUCUACGAGUUGAAGCACGACCAACACGCAAUGUACGAGUGGGCGCGGGAGCUCAGCGUAGGUGCGAAAUUGGAAGAAGAACAGCUUAUCGAGGACCUAUCUCGAGAGGUUACGGAGGAGAUGAUCCGCUUCGCUCAGAAGAACUGGCAGUGGGACUGGGUACUGCCUGGUGGAUUUGCAGACCAUGGCAGGACAGUAUGCCAAGGCUGA
This is a messenger RNA of Ectocarpus sp. CCAP 1310/34, 834 nucleotides long. The record is from the annotation of a GenBank genome assembly. Lineage: Eukaryota; Phaeophyceae; Ectocarpales; Ectocarpaceae.